AUCUGAUGCUUCAGUUUUCUUCUACCCUAAAAACCCAAACCCCACAAAACCUAAGCUUGUCGACUCAAGUCUUGUUGUUGCCCCCAUCCUUUUCUUCUGCGUAUUCUCCAUCUCCAUCUCCAUCUCCAUCUCCAUCUCCAUCUCCAUCUUCGGAGUUCUCUACGUAGUAAUCUCCUCCUUCCUCUUUUUAUGAUUUUCUCUCUCUUCAAUCAUUUUCUCUCUCUUCUCCUUCUUCAAAUCCCUUGAAAAACCCAGGGAUUGUUGCAGUUCAUCCAUCUCUAAUCUUCGUCGAUGAUCAAGUAUACAAGGGUAAAUCAAAACUGGAGUUGUGGCUUUGAUAGUUAAUGCUAUCUUGUGUUCUCACUCUUUUUUCUUCACCUCUUUUUUCAUGUCUUCUAAUAAAACGUUCUCUCAUCGAUUAACUCUAUUUUCUUAUACCCUUAAUACCUUCAAUCCAUUUUUUUUCCCGCAACAUGGACGGCUCUAAUUCUAAGAUUAUAUUGUUUGGAUCGUUUACUGAAGCUGAGACUAAGUCAUUUCACAAUAAGCCAGCUGAGAAUACAAAAAAACCUGUGGUUGAGAGAGCUCUCCAGUUUGGUUCCUUGCCUUUGGUGUCCGGAGCAUUAUUGGGUGCUGGAAAUGUAAAAACUGGAAAAGAAGUAGCUUCUUCUGUCAAGAAAUUUAAUUUGUUCAAGAAAGAUGCUUGUUCUGUGCAGGUAAAGGAUGAUUUGCCUGUAUCAGGAGCUGCUGUAUCUAAAGAAAAUGGAAGGUCCCAUGCCUACGAACGUGUUCAUCCACUAACUAAUGGUGUGAAAGAAAUUAACGAUGGAAAUGUUGAUCUAGCUUCUGCUUGCUGCCCAAAGGUUGAUGGAACUGUUCUGCCGCAACAAAUUUUAAGCUCUCCAAAAGGUGGUCAGGACGUUAAAGUGAAGGAGAAAUAUUCUAAUGGUGUUUGUGACUCAUCCAAAAAGAUUUUGCCUCUAAAAGAUGAUCCAGAAAAAGCUUUUAGUAGUAGCACUGUUGCCACUUGUGACUUGCUUCCUAGGGGCUUGAUCAAUGCAGGGAAUCUGUGUUUCCUUAAUGCAACUUUGCAGGCGCUUUUGUCAUGCUCCCCUUUUCUGAAACUUCUACAGCAACUUAAAACUCGUGAUAUCCCCAAGGUUAAUUAUCCAACAUUGGUUGCAUUCAUGAAUUUUGUAUCGGAGUUUGACAUGCCUCAUGGUUUGAGCUCAAAGAAAAAGGAUCGAAAUUUUGUUGAGACUGGCAGGCCCUUUAGCCCUGUUAUGUUUGAAGGUGUGGUGAAAAAGUUUACUCCAGAUGUGCCAAGUGGUUUCUCUGGCAGGACAAGGCAAGAAGAUGCUCAAGAGUUCUUGAGCUUUGUCAUGGAUCAGAUGCAUGAUGAAUUACUAAAGCUUGGAGGGCAACCUUCUGGCAUGACUGUGCAAGAUUUUUCAUUGGUGUCUUCAUCCGACGAUGAUGAAUGGGAGACUGUUGGGCCUAAAAAUAAAUCUGCAGUGACCAGAACUCAAAGCUUUGCUCCAUCAGAACUAAGUGCGAUUUUUGGCUUACGAUUGAAAAGUGUUGUUAAGGCGACAGGAAACAAAGCAUCUGCUACUUUUCAGCCAUAUCUCUUGCUUCAUCUAGAUAUUUUCCCCGAGGCUGUCCACACAAUAGAGGAGGCACUUCGCUUAUUUUGUGCUCCAGAGAAACUUGAAGGUUAUCGAACAUCAAACCCGGGGAAGGCUGGAGUAGUUAGAGCUAGUAAAUCUGUCAAAAUACAAAGUCUAUCAAAAAUUAUGAUAUUGCACCUGAUGCGCUUCAGCUAUGGGAGUCAAGGUAGUACUAAAUUGCACAAGCCUGUGCACUUUCCUCUCGAAUUGGUGUUAAGCUCACAGCUCCUUGUGUCCCCUACAAAUGAGGGUAGGAAAUAUGAACUUGUGGCUACUAUCACUCACCAUGGGAGGGACCCUUCAAAGGGGCAUUAUACGGCUGAUGCCCGUUAUCCUGAUGGGCAAUGGCUCCGAUUUGACGAUGCUUCUGUAACUGCAGUACCGACCAGUAAGGUUUUGCAUGACCAGGCCUAUGUACUUUUCUACAAGCAAGUAUAAGAUGACGACAUUAAGAACUUGCUCUUCAGCCCCGUCAAAGUCUUGGCCUAGGUCCAUCAUGCAUCCAUUAUGCAAUGUGAAGCGGUUUUGCUUACGUUGUGAAGUGAUUAGUAACUCUUCUGUGCUUUGGUUUGUCCUCACUCUCACCCCACGCAAAGUACAUUAGGAAUUUACGUGUCGUAAACAUCGAUAGGGUUAGAAUGUGGCAAGUGUUUUCUGGUGGGGAUGGUAUUUGGCGGUUGCUUAGCAACAAUUGAUUUAGCACUAAUAGGGUUCUCAUGCUUCUGCAUGAUGUGAAAAACGAUACCGGUGUAAGUUCUUUGGUUAUUUAUAUUAAAUAUCUGAAAGGUUUAAUGAAUGUGUGUUAUCUUGACUCUU
Amaranthus tricolor (Joseph's coat) is the source of this 2486-nucleotide messenger RNA. RefSeq names its product ubiquitin carboxyl-terminal hydrolase 24. Gene Ontology annotation, cellular component: nucleus; cytosol. Gene Ontology annotation, biological process: protein deubiquitination. The record is from RefSeq and is a predicted model, not a curated record. Bases 474 to 2108 code for a protein of 544 amino acids. Gene Ontology annotation, molecular function: cysteine-type deubiquitinase activity; cysteine-type endopeptidase activity. Lineage: Eukaryota; Viridiplantae; Streptophyta; Magnoliopsida; Caryophyllales; Amaranthaceae. The transcript is spliced from 8 exons.